AUGGAUGCGGCAGACUUAUUCCGACAGGCGCAGAGCUCUGUCAACCGGGCUCGAGAAGCCAAGUCUUUUCGCGUCCGAGAGAGUAGCCAUGAGAGUGACGACCACUCACCCCGAAUAGCACACACGCUGACGGCAUGCUGUCGGUGUCGACAGAGAAAGACAAGAUGCGACCCAAAUCUUCCGCGGUGUUUGCCUUGCGAGAGAGCCGGAGCAAUCUGCGAGUACUUUGACACGUCAAAGGGCAAGAAGAUAUCCCGGACUUAUGUGAUCCGACUUCAAGACAAAGUGCGGGCAUUGGAGGCGGAACUUAGCCAAUACACCGAAGAGGAGGGGUUCCCUCAAAACACAGAAGAUAUCGUCCGGCCCGGUGGCCUGGUCCGUCUAAACGAGGACGACGAGACGCCGCGGUUUUUAGGCCCUUCGAGUGGUAUUGCCAUGACAAGGCUGGUCAUGGAAGAAGCGAAAAAAUACACGGAUUCGAGGACUAUUCGGGAACUCGUGCCCGAGGUCCGCAAACGUCGAACUCCUGUUCAGUCUCCAGAAUCAUCUACUGGGCGCAAAAAAUCAUAUCCUAUGAUCAGUGCCGUUCCGGCACAGAAUUUGCCCAGCAGACUAGUAUCGGACAAAUUGGUGGAGGUGUUCAAUCAAAAAGCCCAGUAUCUAAUGCCUACCUUACAUGAGCCCUCAUUCCUCAAAGAUAUGCAAGAAGUCUACGACGGGAGCACCGAUCCUUAUCAGAACUUCGUGGUACGCAUGAUGUUAGCAAUUAGCAUGCAGAAGCUGGACCCUCAGUACGCAGGCUUGGCAGAUAGCUACUACCUGGCUGCUAUGGCGUACAUGGAAGACGUGAUACGGCCUAAGGACCUAAAGACCCUCCAGUGUCUGGUUUUAGUUGCACAAUAUUCUCUGUUGACUCCCACACGAACUGCCAUCUACUAUGUUGUUGGCCUUGCAACGAGACUAUGCCAACAACUAGGCUUGACCGAAGAAAAGACCAUUACCCAACCUUUAGGAAUGGUCAACCCUCUUCAAUUAGACAUGAGACGGCGGCUUUCCUGGAUUAUCCUGUCUAUGGAAUUUGGUCUCGCACACAGUAUGGGACGUCCGAAUGCCUUCGCUACCGGUCAAGACCAUGUCGAUGUUGGCUUUUUUGAGCCAAUAGAUGACGAGUACAUUACAGAGGAAGGUAUACUGCCUGGGCCCGUCUCUGAAAAGAAGACAGUGGCCAUCCAUUUUCUUCGAAUGAGGUUGUUGCAGGCAGAGAUACGGCGCGUUCUGUACCAAAAGAAACGGUCGGAGCCAAAAAGCGAAGACCAUCCCUGGUAUGCGCAGAUGGAGCAGAAAAUCCAGGAUUGGCUCAGCGCUUGUCCCCAGAGCCCUGCAUGGGCCCCGCCAUGGUUUGCCGGAAGAUGCAAUACUAUGAUUGUGACUCUCCUUCGCCCUUCACCUCAGGUCCCCAAACCCUCAGUACGAUCGGCAAGGAUGUGCUAUGAUGCUUCAUCUACCAACAUUAAAGGCCUCAGCAAGCAAAUGGAGACUGCAAUGGUUGAUAUCACGUGGAUUUUCGUCUUGACCCUUUUCCAGGCCGUGAAUACCAUCCUCUGGUCGAUUUCUUAUCCCGAAAUCCGCGCUCUGCAUAGCAAGGAAGAGCUCGAGGAGAAUAUUGAAAUUGCGCUUGAUAUUAUUGUCAAGUGUCGGGAACGCUGGCCUGGGACUUCGGCUGCUUCUGAGCUCUAUUCAAAGCUUGCAAAGGCUUGUUUGAAGGCGUAUGAUGUGAGAGACAGCUCUCAUCCACCGUCAUCACUCUCAGCCAACUCACCAUCGUCUCUCACGGACGCUAAUUCCCCUUCGGCGUCCGAACACUCCAGUGCAACCACCGGCUCGCUUGCAUUUUCCCAGAAGACGUUUCACUCGCCGCCGCCUCAAUUCGGAUAUGUUUUCGAUCAAAUGCCUGAACCCAUGUCAAAUUUUGACUACGGACCGCCUCAGCCAUCUUUCCGAUCAAACUCCAUAUUCGCAAGUCCAUCAAGCAUGCAAACGGACCGUCGGUUUAGCUAUUUCCCACCAGAGUUCACCCAGCCUAGCACUCUCCCCAAUGCUUGGAAUCCGAUGAUUUCAGGGACAUCACAGUCUCAAAUAUCUGCACCAGCAGCAGCACCCGUGCCACAGCCUGCCAUAGCGGAUCCGUCCUAUUUCAUGCAGACUGGAGCUUAUUCCUUUGGCUCGCAUUUGUAUGGAGACGGGAAUUUUGACACUGAAAUGAGAAACGGAUCGCUCAGUCAGCAGCAGCAGCUCGACCUGCUGCAGAGUCUUGAGACGGAUGGCUUGACGGAGAUUGAUAAUUUUAUGAAUCUUACGAAUAGCGGGUACGAAUCUUCCAUAAAGCUUUGA
This is a messenger RNA of Hyaloscypha bicolor E, 2391 nucleotides long. RefSeq lists its product as uncharacterized. The transcript is spliced from 4 exons. Gene Ontology annotation, biological process: DNA-templated transcription; positive regulation of transcription by RNA polymerase II. Gene Ontology annotation, molecular function: zinc ion binding; sequence-specific DNA binding; DNA-binding transcription factor activity, RNA polymerase II-specific. Lineage: Eukaryota; Fungi; Ascomycota; Leotiomycetes; Helotiales; Hyaloscyphaceae. Bases 1 to 2391 code for a protein of 796 amino acids. The record is from RefSeq and is a predicted model, not a curated record.